This is a messenger RNA of Chrysochloris asiatica (Cape golden mole), 2430 nucleotides long. It is a transcript of the gene CWF19L2, whose product is annotated as CWF19-like 2, cell cycle control (S. pombe). NCBI's taxonomy places the organism in Eukaryota, Metazoa, Chordata, Mammalia, Afrosoricida, Chrysochloridae. The coding region runs from base 1 to 2430 and encodes 809 amino acids. Gene Ontology annotation, biological process: mRNA splicing, via spliceosome. The transcript is spliced from 16 exons. Gene Ontology annotation, cellular component: post-mRNA release spliceosomal complex. The record is from RefSeq and is a predicted model, not a curated record.
AUGGCGGCUGCCAGUGGCAGAUUUGAAAGUGAGAGAAGUAUAGAAGAGCGUAAAGAACAAACCCGGAUUGCCAGGGCCGAAGUGUUGCGCCAGGCUAAAGCUGAUUUUGAAAAAGGAGAAAGACGUAAAGAACUUAAGCGACUUCGGGGUGAGGAUACAUGGAUGUUACCUGAUGUGAACGAGCGAAUUGCACAGUUUUCACAGGAACACUCAGUGAAGAAAAAGAAGAAAAAAGAAAAGCAUUCAAAAAAGGUAAAGAAAGAUAAGAAGAAAAAGAGUAAGAAACAGAAGUAUGAAAAAAAUGAAUCAACUGAUAGUUCAUCUAGUUCUGAAGAUGAGUGGGUUGAAGCUGCUCCCUCGCAAAAUCCUAGCAAAGAAAAGGCCUGGAAAAUGAAAGAUAAAAAGUCAGAAAAAGAAGAUGACAACGAAACUCUUCAGAGGGAUGAAUGGAUGACUGUUGACUUUAUGUCUGUUAAAACUGUGUCAUUAUCAUCAGUCAAAGCAGAAAAAGAAACUCUAAGGAAAAUUGAGCAGGAGAAAGCCCAAGCUGUGGAGCAGUCCAAAUUGUUGCAAAGAGAAUUGAAUCCAUACUGGAAAGAUGGUGGGACAGGUCUACCACCAGAAGACUGUAAUGUGUCAUCAGUUGCUAAAGUUUCAGUAGUAGAAGAUGGUGGAUUAAGCUGGCUAAGGAAGUCUUACCAGAGAAUGAAGGAACAAGCCAAGAAACAAAAUAGAAAUUUUGAAGACAUUGUAGCUGAACGAUAUGGUUCAAUGGAAGUAUUUCAGUCGAAAUUAGAAGAAGCUGAAAAAACUGCAUCCAAAAAAGAAGAUUGUAGGCAAGAACGGUGGAGAAAGCCAACAUAUUCAGAUAAAUCACAAAGUAGUCAAGAAAGCAGAAGAUCAGACUUAGUAAAUUAUAAUAGAGGUUCCAGCGCUAAAUAUGGCAUAACAGAUAGUACAAACAAUAGUAAUAAAGACAACUUUAGUGAUGCUGAAAAAGAUAAUAAAUCUAGGUCUUCAGAAACGUGGAGAAGCAAAUCCAAUCCAAGGCAAAGUCAACAGUUUUCUUCUCUUGGUAAUUUGAGACCUAAAUUUUUAAGACCUUCUGAUGAUGAAGAACUAUCAUCUCAUAGCAAGGGCAGAAAUUUUGAACUUCCUUGUUCAUCUUCAGCAUUGGCUGCUCAGGUCUCUUUGCAUCAUGGUUUUCAAAAACCCAGAGAGAACAGUGAAAAAAGUGUAUCAUCAUGGAGACGAUCUGACAGGAGAGAAGGAGACAAGAAACGCUCAAAUCAAAAGUCAUGGGAAACCAGUAGCAGUGCUGACUACGGACACUUCCCAGGAGAUUUGAGGGAAAAGCCACAGGAUGAGAGCUUGAGAGAGAACACUUCCAAAGAAGUACAUCUGCAAGACACAAAGUCUUCUGUAUCUGGUAGUUCAGAGGAUGAGUCUAUCCACAUCCUGAGUGUUGAUGAGAAGAACAAGUUGGGAGCCAAGAUUAUCAAGGCAGAGAUGAUGGGAAAUAUGGAAUUAGCUGAAAAACUUAAAGUCCAGCUUGAAAAGGCAAAUAAAUUCAAAGAAACUGCAACACAUAUAUCAUCAAAAAAAUCUGCAGUUAAGUUUAUGGGGAAAACAGAUGGAGACUAUUACACUCUGGAUGACAUGUUUGUCUCUAAAGCAGCUGAGAGAAAACGUCUUGGUGAAGACGAAGAGAACCAGAGGAAAAAAGCUAUUGCCGAGCAUCGGAGUCUUGCUGCACAAAUGGAAAAUUGUCUGUAUUGUUUUGACAGUGCUCAGUUUCCUAAGCACCUUAUUGCUGCAAUAGGUGUUAAGGUUUAUUUGUGUUUACCCAACUUUCGGUCACUUACUGAGGGCCACUGCCUUAUAGUCCCUUUGCAGCACCAUAGAGCAGCUACCUUAUUGGAUGAGGACAUCUGGGAGGAAAUUCAGAUGUUCAGAAAAUCUUUGGUAAAGAUGUUUGAAGAUAAAGGGUUGGACUGCAUAUUUUUAGAAACUAAUAUGAACAUGAAGAAACAGUAUCAUAUGGUUUAUGAAUGCAUUCCUCUCCCAAAGGAAGUGGGUGAUAUGGCGCCCAUCUAUUUUAAGAAAGCCAUAAUGGAGUCUGAUGAAGAGUGGUCCUUGAACAAGAAGUUGAUAGAUCUUUCUUCAAAAGAUAUCAGAAAAUCCGUACCCAAAGGCUUACCUUAUUUCUCUGUGGAUUUUGGUCUCCAAGGAGGGUUUGCCCAUGUCAUUGAAGAUCAGCACAAAUUUCCUCAUUACUUUGGAAAGGAAAUCAUUGGUGGGAUGCUGGAUAUAGAACCAAGACUUUGGAGGAAAGGAAUCCGAGAAAGCUUUGAGGAUCAGAGGAAGAAAGCACUACAGUUUGCUCAGUGGUGGAAACCAUAUGACUUCACCAGAAGUAAAGAAUGUUGA